Toxotes jaculatrix (banded archerfish) is the source of this 3876-nucleotide messenger RNA. RefSeq names its product protein sprouty homolog 3. Lineage: Eukaryota; Metazoa; Chordata; Actinopteri; Toxotidae. Gene Ontology annotation, biological process: negative regulation of Ras protein signal transduction; negative regulation of MAP kinase activity; negative regulation of fibroblast growth factor receptor signaling pathway. The record is from RefSeq and is a predicted model, not a curated record. The coding region runs from base 925 to 1833 and encodes 302 amino acids. The transcript is spliced from 2 exons. Gene Ontology annotation, cellular component: membrane; cytosol.
AAAAGGGGAAGAUCUUUAAAAAAAAAGUUGUGUUUCAUCUCUGACUGUGGAAGACUUUCACUGCGACCUCCAGCUCCAGAGUUUUACAUUUCACCACCAUUUCUUUUUACACCCAAAAUACUGUGCUGCUGCGAGUAUUUCACAUUGCUCCUUCUGCUCUGCGUGGAGAUACGUCCACCUCUCUCUCCUGCAACUGAGGACAUUUUUCUCUUCCUGAAAACUAAGAGUCAGACGCCGACACAGGAUCUCUACAUCAGAAGCAUCUCUUGCAACUCGACUGUCUCUACAACUUGGACAGGGAGCGUGGAGCCCUUCAGAGCAGCGCGUGUAGAAAGGGACUGUUCGUUUUUUGAGGGGGAGGAGGAGGUGACCUCAGGAAGACGCACUGGGAUCAGAGCGCUCCUGGAAGAGCUCCGGGAAGAAAAGGAGGAGGAGGAGGAGGAGGAGAAGAAGGAGGGUGCGUCACGCAGAGAAAGAGCAUCCUCCCAGCCUUGUCCCUCCUUACAUUCACACACCCUUAAGACCACAGGGCUUUAGUAAUCUUAUAAAAUAUCUGUAUUGGGGGCUCAUAUAAAUAUUUUACUUAAUUCAGCCCCUUGCAGCAACAUAAAGUAAGAUCUUAGUAAAAUUAAAAACUGAAAAAGUGCCUGAAGGCCAAGACAAAGUCAUCACUGGAUUCCACCCACAUAUAAAUCAUUAAAAGGAUAUUAUAGGACUAUUGUAGAGAUUUUUUUUUUGUCAGAGGCGCACACACACAUUCACACAGACACACACACGGACACGUACACACAGGACACCCCAGCACGCCGCAGCAGAAUGGAUCUCCCACCAGUCAGAGGUUUAUCUGAUGUGCCGUGAGUGUUGGGAGCACCUUGCCCCAGCCCCGGCCUGCAGCCCUGGUGCCACCCGGCCUGGCUCACCAGGAUGGACCCUGCUCAUUCCUUUAGGAUGGAGCUGGAUGGGCAGGUUCCAGUGCUGUCGCUCGACCAGAUACGUGCCAUCCGGGCCAACAAUGACUAUGUGGAUAGGCCCGUGGCGCUGGAACCGGCAUCACAGUCCGGAUUUUUUUAUGCUCACGAUGACCGUUACCCUCAUGGAGUCCACACUCAUCACUCCCAGCCCCCCUUCCAGUCUGCCCUGCCACGCAGCCAAAGUCAGCAGCAGCAAGCUCACCUGUCCCACCUGAGCCGUUCCAGUACCAUAAGCUCUUCCAUGUCUCGGACCAGUGCCACGUCAGACCAGCGGCUACUGGCAGGUUUGACGCCCUCUCACUCUUUGCUAGGUUCAGUUGUCCGUUCUCAACCUAAAGGGGAACUCAAGCCCGAUGCAUCCCUGGGUAAAGGCCUAACAGAGGAUGAGGCCGAGCUGGGCCUUCAUCUGUUCAUCUGCGAGCGGUGUGGUCGCUGCAAGUGCCAAGAGUGCUGUGCCCCCCGCCGCCUGCCUUCCUGCUGGGCCUGUGGACAGCGCUGUCUGUGCUCUGCUGAGAGUGCCGUGGAGUACGGCACUUGCUUGUGCUGCGUUAAAGGCUUAUUCUAUCACUGCUCCGCCCAGGAUGACGAGGAUAACUGUGCUGACCGGCCGUGCUCCUGUACUCCAGCCCACGCCUGUGCCCGCUGGGGCACUAUGGGGCUGCUGGCGCUCUGCCUGCCCUGCCUCUGCUGCUACCCCCCUGCCAGGCUGUGCCUUGCCCUGUGCCAGUGUGCCCACGACCGGGCCACCCGCCCAGGCUGCAGGUGCAGCAACACCAACACUGUGUGCCGCAAGAUUUCUGCCUCCAACCCUAACCCUGGUCAUCCCUCGCUCCGCAGCAAAGCUCUGGAGAAGCCGUUAUGACAGGCUAGGAUGGGGGCUAGGUAAAUCCAUUUCCCCUAAGCCGUGGCCAAAGCAACGCUGUCGCCAAUCAACAGUGCCACAGCUGACAUUGUGACAACAAUGCCAUUGUGACCCACCUACAUAUGACAAGCCAACCAACCAACCAACCAACCAUGAAGUGUUGUUCACCAUGUACCUUGAAUUUACUUCUUCUCCAGCUCAGGAGGGACCAAAGCUUUACUGUGCCUGUUCGUGUUGGAGACUUCAUGCCUAAAAACAAAAACUCAUCCUGAACGAAGAAGCUGUCGUGCUUUGCUGGACUGCCCUUCAACCUUAACCAAGACUUCCGCACAGAAAUCACCUCUCUCUGCAUUCUGUGGUGUGAUCUGGACGUUUUAAAAUCUAUUUAUUUAUUGUUGAACCUCCUUCCUCCCCGCCGUGAGCAAAGAGAACGCACAGACAUAGGCGAUGGGCCAGAGCAGGACAGAGAGACACCCGUAGUGAUGUGAAUGGUCUAUGCCAACAGAGUUUCUGUCCUCUUGAAAGAGAGAAUCAGAAGAAGCAUGAGAGACUGAGAACUUCGACCACAAUGGCAUUUAGAAAACUCCACAAAAGGCUGAAGAUGAAUGAAUGAAGAUACCAAUGUUCUGUUGCAGUGAAUAUCUGACUGGGACUGUGAGCAAAGCACCAAGGCAUAAAGUGAGAAUAAAGACACCUGUAACACACCCAUAACAACAGUUUGACACCAAAAAGGGACCAUGCACUGUAUGAACUGUGUGAACUUCAAUACUAUUAAGCUCAUUUGUAAAGGACAAGCACUGUGAGGUAGAUGGACAAUGUUUUCCCCAGCAGCCGAGAGCUGAAUGGGGGUUAUUUAACCAGAGGGAGGGUGCACCCAUUGUGACUAGGCAGCGUGAAUGUGUCUGUGUGUGUGUGUGUCCUCCUACUGUACAACAACCUGUGUAUGUAGAGCCCGUGUGUAUGUUGUUUUGUCAGCAGAAGAAGCCUCCCUUGUCUUAUUUUUAGCAACGCCGCUUCAGUGGAGCUCUGGGGGUCUGGUCGGGUUUCCUCCCAAAGUCAGUCUGUCGCCAACCUCCCUCCUCUGAACGACCUCCUUCACUGCCCCCCCACCCCCACCCCCACCUCCAUCAUUCUUGCCUCCUCCUGCUCCUCCAACCCAGUUAAUUCUCUCCUCCUGUCUCGUCCCAUUCUCAAAUCAAAUGUUCUUUUUCUGCAGACCAUCUCCCUGCCCCGCUCUCAUUCAUGCUGUCCAUUAGCACCUUGGUCCAGAGUGACUUAAGGUAGAAAAACAGUGGCUUUAGUUUCUUGAUUCACAAUAACACCGACUGAGCCUUGGUUGGGUUGUAACUGAAGUACAUCAUGCUAAGGAAAUGUGUUUCUACUCAAAAUGCAUUAGAGGUCCAGUUUCCAGAGAACUUUAAACUCAGAACUAAUCCAAACCUGGUCUCAGGGUUGCUGGAGCUCUUGGCAACCCAGUGUUUUGGGGAAGUGAGAUUUUGAGUUAAGCCGACUGACUCAAGGCGUAUUAUUCCCACACACCCAUAUAUCCCUCCUGACUCGUCUGUCUCUCCUCUUACGCUCAGAAGGCUAAAAGCCUCCAGUUCCUGGUCCACAGAGAGUUGAUCAAACAGGCAAUUAGCUUCAUGAUAGCUCUUAAUGGGCCGGAGAAGAAUGGAGCGUGGGAGGGAGGGAAGAGAGACGGGACAGGAUGAGUGGAGUUGUGGUGUUUGGCAGAUGGACAGCUGAUGGGGAAAGAGGGACGCAGGAUUGGAAAGAAAAAGGAGAGGUUGGGUGAAGUGAAGGAAAACGAGAGGAUGUUGAUGUCGCCACAAAGUCAGAUGGAGACCAUGAAUGUUCAACAGAAUGAGGAGUGUAGGUUUGUGUUUUGUUUUUUUUUAGGCUGAAAUGACUUUCAUUGCUUGUACUGAAGCUAUGCAGCAGUUCAGGUACACAAACAAACAAAUGAAACAACAGGGCAUGACUUAGCUAGGAAGGAAGGAAGGCUUCAGUGCUGAUGAAAGAAACAACACACACACAGCAUCA